Messenger RNA from Clupea harengus (Atlantic herring), 1671 nucleotides. RefSeq names its product olfactory receptor 13C2-like. Gene Ontology annotation, molecular function: olfactory receptor activity; odorant binding; G protein-coupled receptor activity. Bases 1 to 1671 code for a protein of 556 amino acids. Gene Ontology annotation, biological process: G protein-coupled receptor signaling pathway; detection of chemical stimulus involved in sensory perception of smell. The transcript has 5 exons. NCBI's taxonomy places the organism in Eukaryota, Metazoa, Chordata, Actinopteri, Clupeiformes, Clupeidae. The record is from RefSeq and is a predicted model, not a curated record. Gene Ontology annotation, cellular component: membrane.
AUGGCUCUAGCAGCCUCAGGCUUCGCUAGGCCAACACAUAUACAAUCACAGUACAAUACCUCCAGAUGUCACAAGUCCUUAUACAGGGAAGGAAGCACAGGAAUCUUUGCUUGCCUGAUGGAGAGACUCCCCAGGAGCGACCCCCAUGAAGUUGUUGAAAGUUACAAUGCCACUACAAUCUUGUGUAUCUGUGAUGACUUCACACAAUACUUUAAGGCCCCCAUUACACCACAUCAUGUGUGGCCAGAGGGAGCAGACUCUGCACUACAGCUUCGGUUCGAACACACGGACUGGAGUGUGUUUGCCACUCAGGCCACACUGGACUCCCACACGGACAUUGAUUCCUAUGCCUCUUCCGUUCUGGACUUCAUCAACACUAACAUAGACAGUGUCACCACUCUUAAACGAAUCACUACCUUUCCCAACCAGAAGCCAUGGAUGAACAAAGAGAGGGGCAUCAAGCAGGCCAAGCACUGCCACAAGCUAAGGAUUGAGGAGCACUUCAAGAACAACUCCGACCCCCGAUGCAUGUGGCAAGGCAUCCAGGCCAUAACAGACUACAAACCCACCAACACCACCCCCCAAAACAGUGAUGCCUCCUUCCCUGACGAGCUUAACAGCUUUCAUGCACGCUUCGACAGGGACAACCAGGAGGCUGCCAUCAAGGCUGUGCUUACUUCAGACAACCAGCCCCUAACACUCUCCUCCACCGACACAAGAGCUUCAGAGAUGAAUCGGUCUUCCAUCACUGGCACUUUGAUCCUCACAGUGUACAAGGACAUGAAUUCAGACAAAAAUGGGUUUUUUAUUGUAAUUUUUCUUAUUUACAUUGCAUCUAUAUUAACCAAUAUAACCCUCAUGCUUUUAAUUUACUUGGACACAUCCUUGCAUAAGCCAAUGUAUAUAUUUCUCUUUAGCUUAAUCGUAAAUGGUUUAAUUGGAAGUACAGCUGUUUGGCCAAAGGUAAUGGUCAUCCUUUUAACAGGUAUGAAUACAACCUCAUAUGCUGGGUGUCUCAUUCAGAUUUUUCUCACCUCAACCUACGGGAUUUGUAAUUUCACAGUGCUGACAGUGAUGGCUUAUGACAGAUUUGUGUCCAUAUUUAAUCCUUUGAAGUAUCACACCAUCAUGACCCCACAGAAAGUAAGACAGCUGUCGUUGGCUGCUGACCUUGUGCCUGUAGUUUGUGUACUUGGUCAGGUUUUCUUUACUUCUCAGUUGCCCCUGUGCAAAAACACUCUUCAUAGGAUAUUUUGUGAUAAUUUAUCUCUUUCUAGCCUGUCCUGUGGUGAAAGUAUUCAGAGUCGAGUGACCAACCUGUAUGGAAUAUGUCUCAUUAUUGCUCUUGUAAUCCUCCCCCUGUUUCUUGUUUUGUUGUCAUAUGUUAAAAUUAUAGUGUUCAUUUUAAAGGCCUCUGGAAAUACUGGGAAAAAAGCUUUUGAAACCUGCUCUCCACACAUGAUUGUUUUUAUCAAUUUCUCAAUUGCCACACUGUUCUCUGUCAUUUAUAAUCGCCUCAACCCUUAUUUACCUGGCGAGGCUAAUGUUCUGCUAUCGAUUAACUACAUCCUUGUUCCCCCACUGUUGCAUCCAGUUAUUUAUGGAAUAAAAAAUAAGGAAAUUAGAGACAGCAUCUCAAAAAUUUGGGAAAGAAAAAUCCGGACCAUUUGA